Molecule: messenger RNA, 789 nt
Organism: Daphnia pulicaria
Lineage: Eukaryota; Metazoa; Arthropoda; Branchiopoda; Diplostraca; Daphniidae
Exons: 1
Coding region: 1-789 (262 amino acids)
Biological process (GO): DNA integration
Molecular function (GO): nucleic acid binding
Source: RefSeq, a predicted model, not a curated record
AUGACGUCCCUCCGCGAGACAAUCAUUGCCGGAUUCCCGAACGACAAGUGCAACUUGCCGGAGCAGCUGCAACCAUUCUGGAACGCCCGCCACCAGCUGGCUAUCGACGAGGACGACGGAACAACUGUAAUGGGCCCCCGCGUAGUAAUACCUCGCUCCAUGGUCCGCCAAACAAUCCAAGUCCUGCUAGGUAUGCACCAAGGAGCCAGCAAGAUGCGCCAGAGGGCCCGUUUAUCCGUAUUGUGGCCAGAGAUGAAUGUCGACAUAGCCAACGCGGCAGCCGCCUGCGACUCAUGCAACAGCCGGCUAGCGUCCCAACCCAAAGAAACUAUCCGUCACCACGAACCAGCCACGCGCCCCUUCGAAUUCUUACACGCAGAUAUGGGAGAAGACAACGGGCGGCAUUUUUUAGUCAUCGUGGAUCAAUUCAGUGGGUGGCCCCACUUCACCAUGUUCCCAAACAAGAUCACCACGGCACGACGUCUCAUCGACGAAUUCCGCAGCUUCUUCGUCUCAAUUGGAGGCGCCCCAAUCAAAAUCUGGUCCGACAACGGACUCUUCCCCGCGGCCGAGUUCCAAGACUUCCUGCGUGAUUGGAAGGUCGGAUGGGAGUCAUCAUCACCGCAUUACCCGCAAUCCAACGGUAGAGCCGAAGCAGGAAUCAAGGCAAUCAAAGCCCUCGUGGCCGGAUCACGAACGGGCGGCACGUUUGACCAAAACAAAAUGGCCAAAGCGCUCUCCUCUACCGAAACGCACCCCGCAUGGGCCUCCAGUCGCCCGCACAACUAA